Peromyscus leucopus (white-footed mouse) is the source of this 14367-nucleotide messenger RNA. It is a transcript of the gene Muc2, whose product is annotated as mucin 2, oligomeric mucus/gel-forming. Gene Ontology annotation, molecular function: protein binding. The record is from RefSeq and is a predicted model, not a curated record. NCBI's taxonomy places the organism in Eukaryota, Metazoa, Chordata, Mammalia, Rodentia, Cricetidae. Gene Ontology annotation, cellular component: extracellular matrix. The coding region runs from base 11 to 14209 and encodes 4732 amino acids. The transcript is spliced from 48 exons.
CUGAGCCACCAUGGGGCUGCCACUAGCUCGCCUGGUGGCUGUGUGCCUAGUCCUGGCCUUAGCCAGGGCCUCGGAGCUCCAAAGAGAAGCCAGAACCCGAAACCAUGUCUGCAGCACCUGGGGCGACUUCCACUACAAAACCUUUGACGGUGAUGUCUUUCGAUUCCCCGGCCUCUGUGAUUACAACUUUGCUUCCGACUGUCGAGACUCCUACAAGGAAUUUGCUGUGCACCUGAAGCGGGGCUUGGACCCGGCUGGGGGUCACCCCCGGAUAGAGUCCAUCCUAAUUACCAUUAAGGACGACACCAUCUACCUCACCCACAAGCUGGCAGUGGUGAAUGGGGCCAUGGUCAGCACCCCGCACUACAGCUCCGGGCUCCUCAUUGAGAAGAAUGAUGCCUACACCAAGAUCUACUCCCGUGCUGGCCUCUCCCUCAUGUGGAACCGGGAAGACGCACUCAUGCUAGAGCUGGACAGCCGGUUCCAGAACCACACCUGUGGCCUCUGUGGGGACUUCAAUGGCAUGCAAACCUAUAAUGAGUUCCUCAGUGAAGGCAUACAAUACAGUGCCAUUGAGUUUGGGAACAUGCAGAAGAUCAACAAGCCUGAGGUUGAAUGUGAGGACCCCGCGGUGGAGCAAGAGCCAGAGUCCUGCUCUGAGCACCGAGCUGAGUGUGAGAGGCUGCUGACCUCCACAGCCUUCGAGGACUGCCAGGCCCGGGUGCCCGUGGAGUUGUAUGUGCGCGCCUGCAUGCAGGACCGCUGCCAGUGUCCUCAGGGCGGCGCCUGCGAGUGCAGCACCCUUGCUGAGUUCUCCCGCCAGUGCUCCCACGCAGGCGGCCGACCUGAGAACUGGAGGACUGCCUCACUCUGCCCCAAGAAGUGCCCUGGUAACAUGGUGUACCUGGAGAGCAGCUCUCCCUGCGUGGAUACCUGCUCACAUCUGGAGGUCAGCAGCUUGUGCGAGGAGCACUACAUGGAUGGCUGUUUCUGCCCAGAAGGCACUGUAUAUGAUGACAUCACGGGCAGUGGCUGUGUCCCUGUGAGCCAGUGCCACUGCAAGCUGCAUGGGCACCUCUAUAUGCCAGGCCAGGAGAUUACCAAUGACUGUGAGCAGUGUGUCUGCAAUGCUGGUCGCUGGGUGUGUGAAGACCUGCCUUGCCCUGAGACCUGUGCCCUGGAAGGUGGCUCCCACAUCACCACCUUUGAUGGAAAAAAGUUUACCUUUCAUGGGGACUGCUACUAUGUCCUGACCAAGGGCAGCCACAAUGACUCCUAUGCCCUCCUGGGUGAGCUGGCCCCCUGCGGCUCUACAGACAAGCAGACCUGCCUGAAGACUGUGGUGCUGCUGACUGACAACAAGAAGAACGUGGUGGCCUUCAAAUCAGGUGGCAGCGUGUUACUCAACGAGCUGGAGGUGACCCUGCCCCAUGUGGCAGCGAGCUUCUCCAUCUUCCAACCCUCCUCCUACCACAUUGUUGUGAACACGGUGUUCGGGCUGCGGCUACAGGUUCAGCUGGUCCCAGUCAUGCAGCUUUUUGUGACUCUGGACCAGGCUGCCCAGGGACAGGUGCAGGGUCUCUGUGGGAACUUCAACGGCCUGGAAAGUGAUGACUUCAUGACGUCUGGUGGGCUGGUGGAGGCCACGGGUGCCGGCUUCGCCAACACCUGGAAGGCCCAAUCAAGUUGCCAUGACAAGCUAGACUGGCUAGAUGACCCCUGUUCCCUCAACAUUGAGAGCGCCAAUUAUGCUGAGCACUGGUGUUCCCUGCUGAAGAGGUCGGAGACGCCUUUUGCCAGGUGCCACUUGGCUGUGGAUCCCACUGAAUACUACAAGAGGUGCAAAUAUGACACGUGCAACUGUCAGAACAACGAGGACUGCAUGUGCGCGGCUCUGUCUUCCUACGCCCGUGCCUGUGCCGCCAAGGGUGUCAUGCUGUGGGGCUGGCGUGAGCGUGUCUGCAACAAAGACCUGCAUGCUUGCCCCAGCUCACAGAUCUUCCUGUACAACCUGACCACUUGCCAGCAGACCUGCCGCUCGCUCUCAGAGGGUGACACCCACUGCCUCAAGGGAUUUGCACCUGUGGAAGGCUGUGGCUGCCCUGACCAUACCUUCAUGGAUGAGAAGGGCCGCUGUGUGCCCUUGGCUAAGUGUUCCUGCUACCACCAUGGUCUUUACCUGGAGGCAGGAGAUGUGAUCCUGAGGCAAGAGGAGCGCUGCAUUUGCCGGAACGGGAGGCUGCAGUGCUCUCAGGUCAAACUGAUCGGCCACAGCUGUCAGGCCCCCAAAAUCCUUGUGGAUUGCAACAAUUUGACUGCCCUGGCCACCCGGAAACCCCGCGCCACCAGCUGCCAGACACUGGUGGCUGGUUAUUACCACACAGAGUGCAUCAGUGGCUGUGUGUGUCCCGAUGGGCUGCUGGAUGAUGGCCGUGGUGACUGUGUGAAGGAGGAGGAGUGUCCUUGCAUCCAUAACAAAGACCUAUACAAUCCUGGGAAGAGCAUCAAACUGGACUGUAACAACACCUGUACCUGCCAGAAAGGACGAUGGGAGUGCACCCGGUAUGCAUGCCACAGCACCUGCUCUAUCUAUGGCAGUGGCCACUACAUCACCUUCGAUGGAAAGCACUAUGACUUUGACGGACACUGCUCCUAUGUGGCUGUCCAGGACUACUGUGGCCAGAACUCUACCGGCUCCUUCAGCAUUAUCACGGAGAACGUCCCCUGUGGCACCACAGGUGUUACCUGCUCCAAGGCCAUAAAGAUCUUUAUAGGGGGAACAGAGCUGAAGUUGGUGGAUAAACAUCGCGUCAUAAAGCAGUUGGAGGAGGGGCACCAUGUGCCCUUCAUCACACGGGAAGUGGGCCUGUACCUGGUGGUGGAGGCCAGCUCUGGCAUUAUCGUUAUCUGGGACAAGAGGACCACCAUCUUCAUCAAACUGGCCCCUUCUUACAAGGGCACUGUAUGUGGUCUGUGUGGGAACUUUGAUGACCAGACCAAAAAUGACUUCACCACUCGGGACCACAUGGUGGUGACCAGUGAGCUGGACUUUGGGAAUAGUUGGAAGGAAGCUUCCACGUGCCCAGAUGUGACCCACACUCCAGACCCCUGCAGCCUGAACCCACAUCGUCGCUCCUGGGCAGAGAAGCAGUGUAGCAUUAUCAAGAGUGGUGUAUUCAAAGGGUGUCACAGCAAGGUGGACCCCACGGUCUUCUAUGAGGCCUGUGUGCAUGACUCCUGCUCCUGUGACACAGGGGGUGACUGUGAGUGUUUCUGCUCUGCUGUGGCCUCCUACGCUCAGGAGUGCACCAAGGCAGAGGCCUGUGUGUUCUGGAGGACGCCGGACCUGUGCCCUGUAUUCUGUGAUUACUACAACCCCCCAGAUGAGUGUGAAUGGCACUACGAACCAUGUGGGAACCGCACCUUUGAGACCUGUAGGACCAUCAAUGGCAUCCACUCUAACAUCUCUGUGUCCUACCUGGAGGGUUGCUACCCUCGGUGCCCUAAGGACAGGCCCAUCUAUGAUGAGGACCUGAAGAGAUGUGUGACUGAGGACAAGUGUGGCUGCUAUAUUGAGGACACUCGCUACCCACCCAAUGCAUCUGUUCCCACUGAGGAGAUCUGCAAGUCUUGUAUAUGCACCAACACCUCAGAAAUCAUCUGCUAUCCAGACGAAGGGAAGAUUCUUAACCAGACCCAGGAUGGUAUCUUCUGCUACUGGGAGUUCUGCGGCCCCAAUGGGACAGUGGAGAAACACUUCAAUAUUUGUGUCUCUUCCACGCCACCCCCAUCCACCCUGACAAGCUUCACCACAAUCUCCACCCCUACCCCCAUCUCCACCACCACCACCACAACCACCAUCACUGCCAGUACCCCCACUGCCACCGCCAGUACCCCCACUGCCACUGCCAGUACCGCCACUGCCACUACCACAGUCACGAUGACCACUACUGAAGUACCAUGCUGCUACUGGUCUGACUGGAUCAACAACAACAGUCCUAGCGAUAGCAAUGAUGGUGAUCGAGAGACCUUCGACAGCGUCUGUAGUGCUCCUAAGGACAUUCAAUGCAGGUCAGCCACAGAGCCCAAACUCAGCUGGGAGCAGCUGGGCCAGAAGGUACAGUGUAAUGCCUCAGUUGGGUUCAUUUGCCAUAAUGAAGACCAGUAUGGAAACGGAGACGGAGUAUUUGGACGUUGCUAUGACUAUGAGAUACGAGUCUACUGUUGCUAUCCAAGGGAGUACUGUACUACUCCAACCACCUCACCUACAACUUCACCAACAACUCUAUCUACCUCUUCCCCAACCACCUUACCUACAACUUCCCCACUCACUUCAUCUACUACUUCACCAACAUCCUCACCUAUCACUUCAACAGUUUCACCAAGUACCUCAACUUCCACAUCACCAACAAGCUUGCCGACCACUACAUCAAUCAUUUCACCAACCACUUCCCUGACCACUACACCAACCAUCUCAUCUACCACCUCUCCUAGCAGUUCACCAACCACCUCUGUAACAACUUCACCAACCACAUCACCAAGCACCAUUUCAUCAACCUUGCCUACCACAUUCACCACCACACCAGAACCCACUACAUGCAUUGAAGAUUGCAAGUGGACAGGCUGGAAAGAUUCUGGCAAACCCACCCAUGAUAUAGAAAGUGGAGAUUUUGAACUGAUUGGAGAUGCCUGUGAACCAGGCUGGAGAGUAGACAACAUCUCCUGCAGAGCUGUGAUGUAUUCCAACAAACCACUUGAUCAGCUAGGACAGAAAGUGAUUUGUGACAAAAAAGUUGGGCUAGUGUGCAGAAAUGCAGAACAGGAAAUAGGAGGGAUCAUACCAAUGCGUGUGUGUCUCAACUAUGAAAUCAAUGUUCAGUGCUGUAGUAUAGAAUGUACAACAACCACACAAACUUCAACCACCACUACAGUGACUUCUAUCCCAACAUCUACCAGCACAGUGACUCCAACCACACCUUCUACCACCACAGAGACCUCAACUGCAACAUCUACCACACAGACCACAACACCAACACCCCGCACAAGCACCUCAACUCCAACAUCUACCACCACACAUACAACAACACCAACACCCCACACAAGCACCUCAACUCCAACAUCUACUACCACACAGACCACAACACCAACACCCCACACAAGCACCUCAAUUCCAACAUCUACUACCACACAGACCACAACACCAAAACCCCACACAAGUACCUCCACCCCAACAUCUACCACCACACAGACACCUAGUCCAACCCCCUCUACUACAGUGAGUCCAACCCCAACACCUACCACCACAGAGACCUCACCUUCAACAUCUACCACCACCCAGACCACAACACCAACACCCCACACAAGCACCUCCACCUCAACAUCUACCACCACACAGACACCAAUUACAACUCCCACCACCACAUUGACUCAAACACCAACUGCUACCACCACAGAGACCUCAACCUCAACAUCUACCACCACCCAAACCACAACACCAACACCCCACACAAGCACCUCUACUCCAACAUCUAACACCACUGGGACACCUAGUCCAACCCCCUCUACUACAGUGACUCCAACCCCAACUGCUACCCCCACAGAGACCUCACCUGCAACAUCUACCACUACACAGACCACAACACCAACAACCUCCCCAAGCACCUCCACCUCAACAUCUACCACCACACAGACACCAAUCACAACACCAAGUACCACAAUGACUCCAACUCCAACAGCUACCACCACAGAGACCUCAACCUCAACAUCUACCACCACACAGACCACAACACCAACACCCUCCCCAAGUACCUCCACCUCAACAUCUACCACCACACAGACACCAAUUACAACCCCCACUACCACAGUGACUCCAACCCCAACUACUACCACCACAGAGACCUCAACCACAACAUCUACCACUACACAGACCACAACACCAACACCCCAGACAAGCACCACAACUCCAACAUCUACUACCACACAUACAACAACAUCAACACCCCACACAAGCACCUCAAUUCAAACAUCUACUACCACACAGACCACAACACCAACACCCCACACAAGUACCUCCACCCCAAAAUCUACCACCACACAGACACCUAGUCCAACCCCCUCUACUACAGUGAGUCCAACCCCAACACCUACCACCACAGAGACCUCACCUUCAACAUCUACCACCACCCAGACCACAACACCAACACCCCACACAAGCACCCCCACCUCAACAUCUACCACCACACAGACACCAAUCACAACACCCACUACCACAGUGACUCCUACACCAACUGCUACCACCACAGAGACCUCAACGUCUACCACCACCCAGACCACAAUGCCAACACCCUCGCCAAGCACCUCCACUCCAACAUCUACCACCACACAGAUCCCAACACCAACACCCUCCCCAAGCACCUCCACUUCAACAUCUACCACCACUGGGACACCUAGUACAACCCCCUCUUCUACAGUGACUCCAACACCACCACGGACCACCACAGAGUCCUCAACCUCAACAUCUACCACCACCCAGACCACAACACCAACACCCUCGCCAAGCACCUCCAUUCCCACAUCUACCACCACUGAGACACCUAGUCCAACCCCCUCUACUACAGUGACUCCAACCCCAACACCGACCACCACAGAGACCUCAACUUCCACAUCUACUAUCACAGAGACCACAACACCAACACCUUCCCCAAGCACCUCCACCUCAACAUCUACCACCACACAGACACCAAUCACAACCCCCACUACCACAGUGACUCCAACCCCAACUGCUACCACCACAGAGACUUCAAUCUCAACAUCUACCACCACCCAGACCACAACACCAACACCCUCCCCAAGCACCUCCACUCCAACAUCUACCACCACUGGGACACCUAGUCCAAACCCCACUACCACAGUGACUCCAACCCCAACUGCUACCACCACAGAGACCUCAACCUCAACAUCUACCACCACACAGAUCACAACACCAACACCCUCCCCAAGCACCUCCACCUCAACAUCUACCACCACUGGGACACCUAGUCCAACCCCCUCUACUACAGUGACUCCAACACCAACAUCGACCACCACAGAGACCUCAACUUCCACAUCUACUAUCACAGAGACCACAACACCAACACCUUCCCCAAGCACCCCCACCUCAACGUCUACCACCACACAGACACCAAUUACAACCCCCACCACCACAGUGACUCCAACCCCAACUGCUACCACCACAGAGACUUCAACCUCAACAUCUACCACCACACAGACACCAAUCACAACACCAAGUACCACAAUGACUCCAACAGUUACCACCACACAGACCACAACACCAACACCCCACACAAGCACCUCCACCUCAACAUCUACCACCACACAGACACCAAUCACAACCCCCACUACCACAGUGACUCCUACACCAACUGCUACCACGACAGAGACCUCACCCUCAACAUCUACCACCACCCAGACCACAACACCAACACCUUCCACAAGCACCUCUACUCCAACAUCUACCACCACUGGGACACCUAGUCCAACCCCCUCUACUACAGUGACUCCAACCCCAACACCGACCACCACAGAGACCUCAACUUCCACAUCUACUAUCACAGAGACCACAACACCAACAACCUCCCCAAGCACCUCCACCUCAACAUCUACCACCACACAGACACCAAUUACAACCCCCACCACCACAGUGACUCCAACCCCAACACCUACCACCACAGAGACCUCACCUGCAACAUCUACCACCACACAGACCACAACACCAACAACCUCCCCAAGCACCUCCACCUCAACAUCUACCACCACACAGACACCAAUCACAACCCCCACCACCACAGUGACUCCAACCCCAACUGGUACCACCACAGAGACCUCAACUUCAACACCCCACACAAGCACCUCCAUUCAAACAUCUACCACCACACAGACCACAACACCAACACCCUCGCCAAGCACCUCCACUCCAACAUCUACCACCACUGGGACACCUAGUCCAACCCCCUCUACUACAGUGACUCCAACCCCAACUGGUACCACCACAGAGACCUCAACUUCCACAUCUACUACCACAGAGACCACAACACCAACAACCUCCCCAAGCAUCCCCACCUCAACAUCUACCACCACACAGACACCAAUCACAACCCCCACCACCACAGUGACUCCAACCCCAACUGCUACCACCACAGAGUCCUCAACUUCCACAUCUACUAUCACAGAGACCACAACACCAACACCCUCCCCAAGCACCUCCACCUCAACAUCUACCACCACACAGACACCAAUUACAACCCCCACUACCACAGUGACUCCAACCCCAACUGCUACCACCACAGAGACCUCAACCUCAACAUCUACCACCACACAGAUCACAACACCAACACCCUCCCCAAGCACCUCCACCUCAACAUCUACCACCACUGGGACACCUAGUCCAACCCCCUCUACUACAGUGACUCCAACCCCAACACCUACCACCACAGAGACCUCAACUUCCACAUCUACUAUCACAGAGACCACAACACCAACACCCUCCCCAAGCAUCCCCACCUCAACAUCUACCACCACACAGACACCAAUCACAACCCCCACCACCACAGUGACUCCAACCCCAACUGCUACCACCACAGAGACUUCAACCUCAACAUCUACCACCACACAGACACCAAUCACAACACCAAGUACCACAAUGACUCCAACAGUUACCACCACACAGACCACAACUCCAACACCCUCCCCAAGCACCUCCACCUCAAUAUCUACCACCACACAGACACCAAUCACAACCCCCACUACCACAGUGACUCCUACACCAACUGCUACCACAACAGAGACCUCACCCUCAACAUCUACCACCACCCAGACCACAACACCAACACCCUCCACAAGCACCUCCACUCCAACAUCUACCACCACUGGGACACCUAGUCCAACCCCCUCUACUACAGUGACUCCAACCCCAACACCGACCACCACAGAGACCUCAACUUCCACAUCUACUAUCACAGAGACCACAACACCAACAACCUCCCCAAGCACCUCCACCUCAACAUCUACCACCACACAGACACCAAUUACGACCCCCACCACCACAGUGACUCCAACCCCAACACCUACCACCACAGAGACCUCACCUGCAACAUCUACCACCACACAGACCACAACACCAACACCCUCCCCAAGCACCUCCACCUCAACAUCUACCACCACACAGACACCAAUCACAACCCCCACCACCACAGUGACUCCAACCCCAACUGGUACCACCACAGAGACCUCAACUUCAACACCCCACACAAGCACCUCCAUUCAAACAUCUACCACCACACAGACCACAACACCAACACCCUCCCCAAGCACCUCCACCUCAACAUCUACCACCACUGGGACACCUAGUCCAACCCCCUCUACUACAGUGACUCCAACCCCAACACCGACCACCACAGAGACCUCAACUUCCACAUCUACUAUCACAGAGACCACAACACCAACACCCUCCCCAAGCACCUCCACCUCAACAUCUACCACCACACAGACACCAAUCACAACCCCCACCACCACAGUGACUCCAACCCCAACUGGUACCACCACAGAGACCUCAACUUCAACACCCCACACAAGCACCUCCAUUCAAACAUCUACCACCACCCAGACCACAACACCAACACCCUCGCCAAGCACCUCCACUCCAACAUCUACCACCACUGGGACACCUAGUCCAACCCCCUCUACUACAGUGACUCCAACCCCAACUGGUACCACCACAGAGACCUCACCUGCAACAUCUACCACCACACAGACCACAACACCAACAACCUCCCCAAGCACCUCCACCUCAACAUCUACCACCACACAGACACCAAUCACAACCCCCACCACCACAGUGACUCCAACCCCAACUGCUACCACCACAGAGACUUCAACCUCAACAUCUACCACCACACAGACACCAAUCACAACACCAAGUACCACAAUGACUCCAACAGUUACCACCACACAGACCACAACUCCAACACCCUCCCCAAGCACCUCCACCUCAACAUCUACCACCACACAGACACCAAUCACAACCCCCACCACCACAGUGACUCCUACACCUACUGCUACCACCACAGAGACCUCACCCUCAACAUCUACCACCACCCAGACCACAACACCAACACCCUCGCCAAGCACCUCCAUUUCCACAUCUACCACCACUGAGACACCUAGUCCAACCUCCUCUACUACAGUGACUCCAACCCCAACACCGACCACCACAGAGACCUCAACUUCCACAUCUACUAUCACAGAGACCACAACAUUGACAACCUCCCCAAGCACCUCCACCUCAACAUCUACCACCACACAGACACCAAUUAUAACCCCCACCACCACAGUGACUCCAACCCCAACUGGUACCACCACAGAGACCUCAACUUCAACACCCCACACAAGCACCUCCAUUCAAACAUCUAUCACCACACAGACCACAACACCAACACCGUCCCCAAGCAGCUCCACCUCAACAUCUACCACUACACAGACACCAAGUCCAACCCCAAGUACCACAGUGAUUCCAACUCCAACAUCUACCACCACAGAAACUUCAACCUCAACAUCUACCACCACACAGACGACAACACCAACACCCUCCCCAAGCACCUCCAUUCCAACAUCUACCACCACUGGGACACCUAGUCCAAACCCCACCACCAUUGUGACUCCAACCCCAACACCGACCACCACAGAGACCUCAACAUCCACAUCUACCACUCCCCAGACGACAACACCAACACCCAACACGAGCACUUCCACCUCAACAUCUACUACCACACAGACACCUAGUACAACCCCCACUACCACAGUGACUCCAACUCCAACCUCUACCAUCCCAGGGACACCAACUCCAGCCUCUACUACCACACCAAUCCCACCCUCAUCCUCUACUUUGACUACCACCACCACUACCACCACACAUUACACAACCCCAACAGCCACUGUCAUAAUCACAGAGACUCCAACCCCAUCUCCCACCCCUUCAGAAACCCCAACUCCACCCUCUACCUCUACUGAAAGCACAACCCCAACAUCUUCUACUAGUCAAACCCCAACCCCCAAACCCACCACAACCAAAGAGAUCUUUACUUCUACAAACACAGUACCUACUACAGGACCAACUUCUUCCAAACCUCCAACCAAGCCAUCAACGCCUGUGACCACUGUGUCCACUUCUCCCCCACCCUCGGAGGGGGUCGUCACCGUUCAAAGCACCCCUGUAACUACCAUAGCAACAUCUAGCACAGCAUCGUCACCUGGAACAACAUCACCAUUCAUCACUCCAUCAGUGGGCAGCACACCCUCUUCACCUCCAGGAUCAACACCAGGACCUACCACAACUCCUGGUGUGUCUACCUCCUCAAAGACCACAACAGUGCCAACUUCAACCACCACCAGACCACCCUCCACAUCCACCCCUACAUCCCCCACUGUGCCAGUGUCUACCACGGAAACCGUCACCCAGACAAGGCUCUCAUCAACCACACCAACUACUUUGGAGACCACCAGGACCUCCUCUUGGGGGACAGUCUCAGUCUCCCCAAUCACCUCUCCCAGCACCGCCUGGGUCAGCACUGCCACCGUGGUUACCUGCUGUGUUUUGAAUGGAACAUUCUAUGGCCCAGGUGAACUGGUCUACAACAAUACCCUUGGGGACACGUGUUAUUAUGUGAACUGCUCUUUGGAUUGCAUAGUCCAGUUCUUCAAUUGGUCCUGUCCAUCUACUCCCUCAACUUCUACACCCUCAACACCCACAUCCCCUCUGACGACCACACCUUCCACACCAUCUACCACGUCUUCAAAGUCGACACCCUCCACGCCAAAAUCCACAACAUCCAAGUCAACAACCAGCACUCCAACCACAACCCCCAUCUUUGAGUGCCAAGACUUUGAUCCUCCUAGACAGGUGAAUGAGACCUGGUGGCUGUGUAACUGUACCAUGGCCAUUUGCAAGUAUGACAACGUGGUAGAGAUUGUGGAAAAGGAGUGCAACCCCCCACCCAUGCCCACCUGUUCCAACGGCCUCAAGCCCGUGCGCGUCACUGAUCCUGAUGGCUGCUGCUGGCACUGGGAGUGUGACUGCUACUGUACCGGCUGGGGAGACCCGCACUUUGUCACCUUCGAUGGGCUCUACUACAGUUACCAGGGUAACUGUACCUACGUGCUGGUGGAGGAGAUUAUCUCCAAAGUGGACAACUUUGGGGUCUAUAUUGACAACUACCAUUGCGAUGUCAAUGACCAAGUGUCCUGUCCCCGCACACUAAUUGUGCGCCAUGAGACCCAGGAAGUGCAAAUCAAGACUGUGCACAUGAUGCCCAUUGAGGUGCAGGUGCAGGUGAACAAGCAGGUAGUGGCUCUGCCCUACAAGAAGUAUGGGCUGCAGGUAUACGAAUCUGGCAUCAACUUUAUGGUGGACAUCCCCGAGCUGGGUGCCCAGAUCUCCUACAACGGUCUGUCUUUCUCCAUCCGGCUGCCCUACCGCAUGUUUGGCAACAACACAAAGGGCCAGUGUGGCACCUGCACCAACAAUACUGCAGAUGACUGUAUCCUACCCAGCGGGGAGAUCAUCUCCGACUGUGAAGCUGCAGCUGACCAGUGGUUGGUGAUUGACCCCUCCAAGCCACGCUGUCCUCACAAUGACUUCACCACCAAGCGCCCAGCCAUCACGACAGCAGGGCUCUUGCCCAAGAACUGCACUGCGUCUCCUAUCUGCCAGCUCAUCAAGGACAGCCUGUUUUCCGAGUGCCAUCCUUUCGUGCCUCCCAAGCACUACUACGAAGCCUGCCUGUUUGAUAGCUGCUAUGUGCCUGGCUCUGGUAUGGAGUGUGCCAGUGUACAGGCCUACGCAGCCCUCUGUGCCAAGGAAGGUGCCUGCAUUGACUGGCGGAACCAUACCCAGGGGGCCUGCUCUGUGGAGUGUCCAUCUCACAGGGUGUACCAGGCCUGUGGCCCUGCAGAAGAACCCACUUGCCAGUCCAGCCCCUCCCAGAAUUCCACACUCUUGGUGGAAGGCUGCUUCUGUCCUGAAGGCACCACCAAGUUUGCCCCUGGCUAUGACGUCUGUGUGAAGACUUGUGGCUGUGUGGGACCCGACUAUGUGCCCAGAGAGUUUGGAGAGCGCUUUGAGUUUGACUGCAAGGAGUGUGUUUGCCUAGAGGGUGGCAGUGGCAUUGUCUGCCAGGCCAAGAAAUGUGCUGGGGAGACCCAGACCACAUGCGAGGAGGAUGGCACCUACCUUGUCGAGGAGGUCAACCCAGAUGACAAGUGCUGCAACAUUACUUCAUGCAAAUGCGACCCCAAAUUGUGCAAAGCAGAACGCCCCUCAUGCUUGCUGGGAUUCGAAGCGAAGAGCCAGCAUGUGCCUGGAAAGUGCUGUCCAGUUUACUCCUGUGAACCCAAGGGUGUGUGUGUGCACCAGAACGCUGAAUACCAGCCUGGAUCUCCAGUGCAUUCCACCAAGUGCCAGGACUGUGUAUGCACCGACACCAUGGACAACGACACUCAGGUCAACAUCAUCUCCUGCACCCAUGUGCCCUGCAACAUCUCCUGCAGCUCCGGCUUUGAACUUGUGGAGGUCCCCGGGGAGUGCUGCAGGAAGUGCCAACAGACCCACUGCAUCAUCGAGGGGCCCAACCAGCAGUACCUCAUCCUGAAGCCUGGGGACUUAGAGAAAAACCCCAACGACAAGUGUUCCUUCUUCAGCUGCAUAAAAAUCAACAACCAGCUCAUCUCCUCUGUCUCCAACAUCACCUGCCCAGACUUCAACCCCAGUGAUUGUGUUCCGGGUUCCAUCACGUACAUGCCUAACGGCUGCUGUCAGACAUGCAUCCCUAAAAACCACACCGCAGCCCCUUGCUCCACCACCCCUGUCAUGAAGGAGAUUUCUCAUAAUGGCUGCACCAAGAACGUCUCCAUGAACUACUGUUCCGGCUCCUGCGGGACCUUUGCCAUGUACUCCACCCAUUUCCAGGAUCUGGAUCACAAAUGUUCUUGCUGCAAGGAAGAAAGGACCAGCCAGCGCCAGGUGACCCUGGAAUGUCCAGACGGCAGUGAGCUGAGCCAUACCUACACACACAUUGAGAGCUGUCUGUGCCAGGACACCGUCUGUGGGCUCCCGCAGCGAGUCCGGCGUUCCAGUCCCCGAUUUCUGGGAAGGAAGUGAAUGGGUUCUACUGUACACAUCCCUUCCCAUCCUGUGCCAUCCUGCUGACUCUCUGAGCUUCCUCCACUUCUAGCUUGGCUUCUUCUCUGCAGAUAUUUAUUUUCAGAGUUUCUGUUCCAUUCUUUGCUUUCUGAUAAUAAACUCAGGCAUAGCCACUC